AUGAUGUUAUUUACUUAUUAAUAAUUAUAUAAUGGGAAGUGGGGCUACAAAAGAGAAAUAAGACGAAAUAAAUUAGACAGAACAUCAUUAAUCAUCGUUAACUUGUAUUUUGGUAUAUCGAUUUUCUUAGCAAUUGGAAAAGCUGAAGGUUCUCCACAAUUGUUUACCUUUAAAAAUAACUCCUAAUUAAGCAAAGCCUUUGGACUCUUAAAGAAACAAUAAUAUAAUGAAGCAAUGGAGACUUUGGAUAAAUUAAUAGAAGCCCAUCCUAAUUUGGCAGACGCUUAGUACUUAAAAGGUUUAGCGUAUCUUGGGCUCAACGAUUUAAAGAAUGCCCUCAUUUAUUGCUAAGCUGCUACCGAUAUAGAUACAAAACACACCCAUGCUCUUGCAGAGAUAGGGAACAUUUAUACUUUAGAGAAUAAGUAUGACGAAGCUUUGAGCAUUUUUCAAAAACUGAUUGAGUAUAAUGAGAAAUCUUUUGAAGGAAAUUUUGGAAUGGGCUUUAUCAAUUUAAUGUUAAAUAAUUUUGAAAUAGCGGAUCCAUAUUUCUAAAAUGCUUUAAAAAUUAAAGGAAGAGAUAAAGUAGCUUUACUUAACUAUGGUCAUCUACUCAUAAAAUAACAAAAGUUUGACUAAGGCCUUCACUAUUAUGAAGAAGCAUUAAAAGCUGAUCCUAAAUAUACAGAUGCUAUUAGUGCUAUUACUAAUUUAUAUUUACGAUAAAAGAAGUAUGAAUAACUUUUUGAAUUUUUGGAGAACGCUGGAGAUUAAAGAAUCCCAAAAAUAAAGUCGGUAGUCUUAAAUUGUAAAAGUCAAGCCUAUUAUGGAUUGAAGCAAUUUGACAAAUCAAUGUAACUUUGUCAAGAAGUUUUGGAGUAUGAUCCAAAAAAUAUUGAUUCUCUUUAUGGGAUUGGUAUGUGUCUUUAUCAUAGCAACCAAUUACACAAGGCUAUGACAUAUUUUAAUUAGAUUAUUCACGAAAAUCCUUUGGAUAUUAAAACCUUAAAGAUUAUGGCUAAGAUCAGCUCAACUUUAUAACUCUAUUACUAACUGAGUGAUUGUUGUGAUAAGAUAAUUGAAUUAGGAUUGGGAGAUCAAUCAAUUCACUAUUAUAGAGGAUUGGCCUUGAUGAAUCAAAAGUAGUAUUCAAAGGCAAUUGAAGAUUUUAACAAAACUCUUAGUUUUGACAAUAAGAAUAUUAUAGCUCUUAGAAAUAAAGAAAUAGCCUUUUGUUCAAUUUAAAUUAAAGAUUUUGAUUAAGCAGUUUUGUGUUAUGAUACGAUCAUGAAAUAGUUGAAAGAUGCAUCAGAAAAAUCUGAUUUGUUUUUUGAAAAAGGUUAUUGUCAUUUACUUGGAUAAUAAUUCUUUUCUGCUAAAACAAAUUUUGAUUCUGCAAUGUAACUAAAGCCAAAGAAUGAAGAUCUAAUAUUAAAAAUUGCUAAUGCCUAUCGGGAUAAUGGUAAUUUUUAACCUGCCACACAUAUGUAUGAUCGAUUGAUUAAGAUGAAACCUAACAAUCCUAUAUAUUAUGUAGAAAAGGCUGAACUUUUAAGCAAAUAAUAAAAUUAUAAGGAAGCAAAACUACAAUACGAUCAAGCUAUAUCGUUGCAAGGUGACAAUGCCUAGUACUAUAUUUCAAGAUCUAAAAUCAGAACAUUGAUUUAAGAAUUUGAUGAAGCCAUUACAGAUUUGUAAUAGGCAAUUAAGAUUAAUGACUAAGAUCCUGAGUUACUUUUUGAACUUGGAUAAUUGUUGUACAUGAAGCAGAAAUUUGAUCAAUCAAUGAUUUACUUCUAGAAGGCCAUUCAUUUAGAUGAGAAUAAUGAGAAAUACCACUUAAAAUAUGCUUAAGUGUUGUAAAUGCAAGAUUUCGACAAGGAGGCUAUCGAACAUCUUAGAGACGUUAUUGCUAAGCAUUCUGAAUUCGAUAAUUGUAAGAAUCUUUUGGAGAAUCUGAAUUCAAGUCCUGCUUAUUUCAGAGAAUAUUCUUAUACAUUUACUUACAUAAUGGUUUCAAUGUUUUCUGAAGGAAUGGUUAAUGAGAAUAGAUCAAUUGAUGCAGCCAGGUAAGAAUCACUUAGAAUAAUUUCGGAAAAAUUGAAGAAUGCAUUUCCAAACAUACCUAAUAUAUUUGAUAUUAUAAGAUCUUUGAUGACUACUAAAUUUGAAUAUAAUUUAAUAAAUAACCCAAAAGAAAUGAGAAGAAUAUUUGGUAUAUUAUUCAAAAGCAAGUUUGAAUCAUAAAGCCAAAUUAUUUCAGAAAUAAUUGAAGUAGGUAAAAGAAUUGGCAAAUUAAAAGAAAAUGACUUAAAAAAUGAUGAUUAAAAUGUAGAUCAAUCAUUACAUGAAAAAUUCUUAUCAUAGUGUUCAGAGUAUCAGAUGGGAUAGUUUUAAUGCAAAGCCUCUGUAUUGGCUCUCUAAGAUUCUGUGACCUUAUUAACUGGCAUAAUUUUAAGUUAUAAUAAAUUAGUUCAAACUUAACAACCAUUUAAGAUUUAGGUUUAUGAUAUGAUGAAGAAUGGAAGUUUGAAUAAAUUAAAGUAAAAAUGA
Molecule: messenger RNA, 2553 nt
Organism: Paramecium tetraurelia
Lineage: Eukaryota; Ciliophora; Oligohymenophorea; Peniculida; Parameciidae
Exons: 9
Biological process (GO): cell division
Molecular function (GO): protein binding
Source: RefSeq, a predicted model, not a curated record